AUGCUUCAUCCCCUGCGCAUAGAGAUAUUAUUCCGUUAGCCCUUGAUUCUAAUGUCUUCAUACCACGCACGCUCAUUUCUUGCCUCUUUACUUUAUCUCUUUUCAUACAAUCAUUUAUCCCACUCAUAUCUGUAAUACGCACAUUUUAUACACCCAAAAAUCAUUGCCAUAUUCACCCAACCCUCAUUUUAUCUCCAAUCUCCCACACACUCGCUCUUUUGCCUCAAUCUUGAAUAUUAUAUUUGCACCUGUUAAAUAACGACCAGCUUCUACAGCUUUGACCAUACUUCUAUUCGUUCCAGGUAGACCCUAGGCCACAUUAUUGUUACACAGCUUUCCACCUACUCUCUCUCUGUCGAGGCCCCAAACCUUCGACACCUAAUCAUAGAGACAGCUCAACAUACAAUUGGAAUAUCAUUCCACUAUAAUAUAAUAAAUAUCGACUUCGAAUAGAGAAUCAUUUGGAGUUACGAGAUUUGGGAUUUCAGGCGGUAUACAGAGGCGGUUUUCCGCAGUGCCAAUUCACACCGUCGCCAUGAUGUUACGGCCAAUCUCAACCUUUUCAACUCUUUCCUUAAUCUUCUUGGGAGCUCUGCCGGGCAGAGUUCUCGCAGGCCAAACCCUCACGACAACAGGCUACACGUCAUGUCUAGCCGAUUCGACUAUCUCGGUGCAGAAGAUGGCUGUUACCUACGAUAAUGACGCGAAGACUAUCACCUUCGAUGUGGCCGGAACGAGUACUCGGUCUCAAAAUGUGAGCGCUGAAAUCAAUGUUACUGCGUAUGGAAUUUCAGUCUAUUCAAAGUCUUUCAACCCAUGUGAUUCUUCUACAUUUAUACAGCAAUUAUGUCCGGGUAAGUUUUGUCUCCUUUUAUCAAAUCAGAAAAACGAUCAAAAACUAACUCUCUCAUCAUAGUCCCUGUGGGAGUUUUUGCUGCCUCCGGAACGCAAGCCGUCCCAGAUCAAUAUGCCUCGAUGAUUCCCGCGAUCGCUUUCUCGAUACCCGAUAUUUCCGCUGUAGCUACGAUCGAACUCAAGGAUUUGAAUACUUUAGCCGAGGUUGCUUGCGUGCAAGCAGAUGUCACCAAUGGAAAAACCACCGCCGUCGCUGCCGUAUCCUAUGUUGCAGCUGCUGUAGCUGGAGCUGCUGCUGUGGUCGGUGGAGUUUCUGCACUCGGUGCUGCAGCCAGUGGAGCCAGUGGAGCAGGUACAGCUGCAUCUAGUCCUUCGUUUAUGGAAUGUAUGACUUGGUUUCAAGGCAUGGCUAUGAACGGAAUGAUGUCCGUCAAGUAUCCUCCGGUUUAUCGACAAUUCACCAAGAACUUUGGAUUCAGUACUGGGCUUAUCCCUUGGACCGCAAUGCAGCAAUCGAUUGAUAGUUUUCGAGCUGCUACUGGAGGUAAUUUGACUGGGGAUAGCGUUACGUAUUUGAAAAAUGCUACGUUGGUAUUUGCGGAUGGAUCAACUGAUACUCCCAGACGAUCAUUAUUCUCGAGCUCUGUCCUGUACGCUCGAGAUGUUGUGACGUCAGUCAAUGGAACAGAUAGUUCUAGUGGCACCACCGAUACCGCGGCGAUUAUCGAAGAAAAAGUGGCAGGAAUCAAAGCCUACGUCGAAGAACUUUCCGUUCCCCAAGCCAACACUUUCAUGACGGUUCUUCUUAUCGUUGCAUGUAUUAUCGCUGCCAUUGUCGUCGCAGUCCUCGCUUUCAAGGUGCUCCUCGAGACCUGGGCUCUCUUUAGAUCUUUCCCCGAGAGUCUCACUGGAUUCCGAAAACAUUACUGGCAAACCAUGGCUCGUCUCACUGUGCAAUUAAUCCUCGCUCUAUACGGGUCAUGGGUCCUUUACUGUAUAUUCCAAUUCACCAAUGGAGAUUCUUGGGCCGCCAAAACACUCGCGGCUGUAACGUUAACUAUCUUUACUGGUGUUCUUGUAUUCUUUGCUUACAAGAUUUCCACGGCGGCAAAGAUCAUGAAGGAGAGAGAUGGAGAUGUAUCGGGAUUAUAUGAGAAGAAGGAUAAUUGGCUCAAAUACAGCAUGUUUUACGAGAAUUACAAGAAGGAUUUCUGGUGGUUGUUCGUUCCGGCUAUCAUUUACAUGUUCGCAAAAGGAUGUGUAUUAGCUGCAGGCGAUGGACACGGUCUCUCUCAAACUGUUGCUCAGCUCAUCAUUGAAUGUCUCAGUAAGUACUUCAAUUCAUCUUCAUAAGCCCCUCAUCCUAACUCGUGUACAGUGCUCUCCCUUCUCCUCUGGAGUCGUCCAUAUGAGAGAAGAUCCGCAAACGUAAUUAAUAUGUUCGUUCAAGUCGUCCGUGUUCUUUCCGUAAUAUGUAUCCUCGUCUUUGUCGAAGAACUCGGCAUUGCCGAAACCACCCAAACGGUCACCGGCGUCGUCCUCAUCGCCAUCCAAUCAGUUCUUACCGGUACUCUCGCCAUCCUCAUCGGUGUAAACGCCGUCAUCUCCAUCAUCAAACAAAACCCCCAUCGUAAACGUCGUAAGGAAGCUGGUAAGUCUUUCCCUCCCACCUCCCCUUCCCAGUAAAAAUAAAGCUCAAACUAACAUCCACAGAAAAACUCAACCGCGACCUCGACAACCUCACUCCACUCGAUGCCCGCAACUCUCUGCUCAUGGACUCCAAAUCCAGCAUCCAUUCCUUCGACGCCGAUCCCAAACACCCCUACCUACACUCCACGCACGAAAGCCACGAACCCUCAAGUUUCAUGAAUGAGCCCGCAAACCCGUAUUCGCGCAGUCGGGAGAAUCUCGUGGAGGGUGCGGCGCCAGUGGCCGGAACGGCUCAUCAGAGUCGUCAACCUACGGUGCCGAAUAUGAAUUUUGGGAGUGAUAAUUCGGGGGGGUAUAGGGGGAUGGCUUAUUAGAUGAUUAUGUGGAAUUAAAGCGUGAGGAGCUUACGUGAAAGAAGGAAAGAAAUAUAGAAAAGAAAGAAAGAAGAGGAAGAAUACCGUAUCUUCAUACAUAACAUGAAGCAUACACACAUACCUUUCCAUCUCAUCUCAUUCAUCUCAACCCAUCUCAUCUCAUCCCACCAUCCAACCAAACAGCUUGCAAGCGAGCCUUGGACGAAAGAGAGGAGAGGAGAGAAGAAAAGAGAACGAUAUGAUAUGCUAUACCCAUUGCAACAUUAGCAUUAUAAGUCUUAAAUUAUACACAAGAUAACGAUUUCCUUGCGUCAAUUUAGCGUCACAAAAUUCUCUAACAUUUUUUUUUUUCCUUUUUUUCCCCCAAACUUGUUUUUUUUUUGUCGAUAUGUAUGUAGGAUUCUUCUUUGUAUAGGAUAGUAUAGGAUAGGAUAGUAUAUCAAGGAGAGGAAAUGUUAGUUCUAU
Sclerotinia trifoliorum is the source of this 3344-nucleotide messenger RNA. The record is from the annotation of a GenBank genome assembly. Lineage: Eukaryota; Fungi; Ascomycota; Leotiomycetes; Helotiales; Sclerotiniaceae.